Molecule: messenger RNA, 1632 nt
Organism: Corythoichthys intestinalis (scribbled pipefish)
Lineage: Eukaryota; Metazoa; Chordata; Actinopteri; Syngnathiformes; Syngnathidae
Product: protein FAM13A-like
Exons: 5
Coding region: 561-1361 (266 amino acids)
Biological process (GO): signal transduction
Source: RefSeq, a predicted model, not a curated record
AGUAGGUUACCUCGAUUACAAACGAAACGUCGGCGUUACCAAACUGAUAACGUGGAUAUUAACAAAUUACAGAGAAAAAAAAAUUGUAAGCGGCCAAAACCUCGCAGAAAGUGGGUGGCUAAGCAGAUCCGUGAUACGAAGAAAGUGCAAUUCAAGAACUUUUUGUCAAGACACAAUAUAACUUGUAUUCGUUUCCCGAAGUGUAUUUGAUUUGAGGGAACAAAAACGCGGAGCCAAUUUAUGCGACGUCAUCAUGUCCCUCCGCCAGUAAUUUUAAUUGAGUAGCUACAGCCUAAACUCGCCUAAUUAGGUAGUUCUUAUAUUAAAUUAAGCUGCUUUUUUAUAUAAUGUCUAUAUAAUUAUCUUAUAUUUGUAUCUAAUAUGUAUAAUGUAUUAUUACUAUAAUUCAAUGAAAAAAAUCUCAAUAAUUCAUCACGAAACAAACAAUGGACACACGAAGGUUUGACUAGUAUUAUAUUAGGUAACCUUUUCUGAGACUAAAUGGACUCAAAAGAGGAAUGGAGUCAAUAGAUUGACAUUCUAGUCCAGCCAUCUGCAACAUGGGAGGAAAACUGUCAUUACUCUCACAUGAAACGUCUUCGUCAAUAAGGCUAUGGUUCAAUAUUCUUUUCAAUCGAGACUCAUCAUCUUCUGUCCGGGUCUCAAAACCUAAGGCGGAGCCCAAGCGUGUGUUUGGCGUUUCCCUACAGACACUGAGAAAAAAUGGGAUGAUGAUCCAUGGAAUACCGCUCGUGUUACGAGAUAUGGUGGAGUUCUUGGAAAAGCAUGGGAUGCACUGCCAUGGUCUUUUCCAGAUGGGCGGCUCAGUGGUGAAGAUUCACCAAUUGAGGUGGCGGCUGGACCAUGGGGAGCGUGUCAAAAUGGAGCAGGAACAAGUGUCCACGGUCGCUUCGCUCCUCAAGCUCUUCUUUCAACAGCUGCCCGAUCCCAUAAUCCCAGAAUGCCAACGUAAAAGUCUCGUAGAGUGCUUCCGAGGAAAUACAGACGAUGCCCACUUGAACAUGUCCUUGAAAAAACACCUUUGCCGCAUCCCGGAUGACAACCUGACCAUCUUGUUGUAUAUUGCCAACUUCUUAUCCAGAGUGGCGGCUUGUAGCCAGUUGAACCACAUGACGGUGGAUUCUCUCGCCACCAUUUUUGGACCUUGCCUCUUCCACGUUCCUGCAGGAUCCAAGAUGCUGGAGGAGCAGAACGUUUGCAACAUUGUGUUGGUCCAUCUUUUCAGGAAGCACAAGAUUCUCCCUCUUGCCCCCGCCCCUUCCCGCCCGCCUUCUCCGACACCCACAACUGAGGUGACUCUCUACAUUCUUGACAAUUUCAAAAAGCUAAGUGAUUAUUAAAAAAAAAAAAAAAUUCUUAUUUUGAAGACGGGUGCAUUUCCGUGGACAACAGGACGACCAUAUUGCUUGCAUUCAAGCAGUACUCAUAAACAGUAAGAAAGUGUUACAAAUGCAAGUUCAGAAAGCCACGAUGAAGACUGCACUUCUAUUGACAUGCAUAUUCUUUUUAUUGAUGUUCAGCAGCAAUAAAUGGCAAAGAGUGAUUUGUUUAAAAGCGAAUGUUGGUGUGCACCUACUCUAUGGCCAAUGUACAGCUUAAUCUAACAAUCCA